AUGGACGCAGAAGACAAUAUAGGAGAUUCUGUCGAAAACGCGAAUCCAUUAUCAAACGUACCUACGCCGAUUGAUGAGGAAAUUGAUGAAAGCGACGAAGAAGAAAAGCGUGUUUCGUUCGUGGCCCAGUUUUACAAUUUUCUGGAAUUGCGAGGUAGUCCCAUAGAGGAUGCGCCGUUGAUGGGUGGGAGAGAAAUCGAUCUCUAUGAUUUGUAUAACGCGGUUCAAGAACUGGGUGGUUUUAACAGGGUUACGAAGUUGCAGCUUUGGAAUGAGGUACUGAUCAAACUCAAUUUGCAAGGUAAUCCAGAAGCGACACCGGAUACCAUUAAGGAAGCAUACGUUAGGUAA
Messenger RNA from Haemonchus placei, 351 nucleotides. NCBI's taxonomy places the organism in Eukaryota, Metazoa, Nematoda, Chromadorea, Rhabditida, Trichostrongylidae. The record is from the annotation of a GenBank genome assembly.